AGUUCCAUUACUCAAGUUGAUAUCCACUAUCUCAUCUGGAAAUUUCAAGGUGUCCUGGUCUUAUCAAAUGAGCUGUGCUUCAUCAAAAGUUUGAGGCAUUGUCACUCUACUUCUUCCUACUGAUUUUGCAAGCGGCCUGUCGAAAGUGGCCAUGCUUGUACCUCGACAUACAUUAAGCAACGGUUCUGUCUUGUUGUGUUCUACCGAGCAUUCGGAUCACAUUUCAACUUCGUCUUCUUCUUCAUCAUCCUCAACCAUGGGUAUGGCUGUUGUUACCACUUCGACUUCCUCUUCCACCUCCUCCACAUCUACCGACUCUUCUACUCCAACUGAUUCUUCUACUACCUCGAUCCUAACAACAUCAUCUUCCACCUCGUCUUCGUCUACCGACGCACCGACAACAGCAAGCUCUUCGUCCUCUAGCACCGACACAGCUUCAUCUAGUACAGACAGUCUUAUUUCCUCAAGCUCAAGCACUUCGAGCUCCAGCGGAAGCACCACCGUGACGCCCACCACAUCCAGCUCCAGCUCGUCUACCAGCAGUCUAGACACCUCUUCAACUAGCUCUUUGGGAAGCUCCUUGACCAGCAGCUUGGCAACUUCAUCUUCGAGUACCAUAUCUCUGAGUAGCCUGUCCACGAGCUUGCUCGGCAUCAGCAGCACUCUGAACAGUACUUUAAGCAGCACUUUCGGCGGCAUCAGCAGCAGCAGCACCUCCUUGCUCUCUCUGUCCUCGACUAGUGUGCCCACGAUCUCGACUUCUAUUCUGCCAAGCAGCUCCUCAUCCACCCUAGUCUCAACUUCCAGCUCCUUGACCAGCCCUCUCAUCACUCUCGCUCAGUCGUCGUCAUCCUCUAUCGUCGUUGUCUCGCCUACGUUGACUACGGAUACAAGGGGAAUCUAUGAUCCGUCCAUCGGUCUAGCCUUCCCUGGUCCGUCCACCACUCCGUCUACCACUCCAUCCACCACUCCGUCCCCUACUUCAUCUGCCACCCCUUCGACAUCGGCGAGUUCCACGGGGAUUGCUUCCAUACCUGUCGGAGUUCUCUUCAAUUUGCAAGUUCUCGCAGCUGCCGUCCCAACCAACCCUGUCUAGACAUGGGUUCAGGUCUUGCAGGCCCUAAAUUGCACUCUGUCAGGCCUCUAUCAUCCCUCAUUGCCCCUCCUGUUACGUUUAUCGUAUAGCCGGGUUUAAUAGACGCUGCACAUGUUUAAUUCAAAGUAAUUGAGAAUUCUACACCAUGAUUCAAGGCUAUCGGGGGUGUCUUGUUAGAUUCCACAUUCUGCCACCGUUUUUCCAUCGAAAAGUAAAGAAAAAACAAGUGUUUCAGGGGCGCUAUUUCCAUGAACAAUACCAAACGAAACUUUUCAUGCGUUGAUCAAUUUACCCAUCCAUCUUAUUUGUUUCUCACACUACUGUACUCCCCGAGCUGCGUG
Molecule: messenger RNA, 1437 nt
Organism: Colletotrichum acutatum
Lineage: Eukaryota; Fungi; Ascomycota; Sordariomycetes; Glomerellales; Glomerellaceae
Exons: 1
Coding region: 152-1096 (314 amino acids)
Source: RefSeq, a predicted model, not a curated record